This is a messenger RNA of Scylla paramamosain (green mud crab), 2135 nucleotides long. Its product is annotated as serine protease inhibitor 88Ea-like. The record is from RefSeq and is a predicted model, not a curated record. NCBI's taxonomy places the organism in Eukaryota, Metazoa, Arthropoda, Malacostraca, Decapoda, Portunidae. Gene Ontology annotation, molecular function: serine-type endopeptidase inhibitor activity. The transcript has 7 exons. The coding region runs from base 272 to 1579 and encodes 435 amino acids.
AAAUAUUCGUAUACUCCUCACUUAUAUAAAGCCCCACGCUGCCGGUGAAAGCUCAGUAAUCGUAUGGCAGUGACGUGGGGAGGUUGUGCGUCUCUCCUCCAGGACCCAUAUUUUUGCUAUUACGUCUUUUAAAAAGACGAAGAAGAAGAAGAAGAAGAAGAAGAAAGGAUAAAAUAACAAACACUAAAAGAAAAAGAAAAAAAAAUCACAACAGAACACCAAGAUCAAGAUUAAGCUCACAACCCAAACAAAAUCAACAUUACCAAACAAAAUGGCGUAUAACUCAAGAACCACCAUUCCUAACUUAACCAAACUCAUGGCAGGGACGCUCCUAACCUUCACCUUCACAACCAUAUGCCUCGCGAGCCCAGAAUGCAUCCCUGGAAGCAAUGAAACGGAUUUAAAUGUGCCCGUUUCGUCAUCAAAUCUCUCCUAUAUAUCGGAUUUUGGGUUAAAUCUUUUCAGAGAACUAUUCCCCUACAACGCAACGGACCGGAACUUCUUCUUCUCACCUUAUAGCGUGUGGAGCGCCCUCUCUCUUGCCUACUUCGGAUCAGCUGGCGACACGGAGGAACAAUUAGGAACGGUGCUAGGGGAGAAAGACAAGAUCUCCGCACUCAAAUCUUGGAAAACCGUCGAAUUUUUGUACAAAAUGCGACAGGAGAACCAGAGUAGCUACACGUUGAGGGUCGCCAACCGUGCCUACUUCGACCACAGCGUCUCCCUUCGACCGUGUCUGGACGAAAUAUUCCCCACGGAGCUCCAGAGAAUAGACUUCCUUCAUGUUGGAGACGCGGCAGAAGAGAUCAAUGAGUUCGUCAGCAACACCACCAAGGGCAGGAUCCCACAGCUGGUGACCCCGGAUCGCCUGCAGGGGGCUAGAAUGGUAUUGGUGAAUGCGGCGUUCUUCAAGGGGGUGUGGCUGUAUCAGUUUAAGGAGAGUGCCACUAAGAAAGAGUUAUUCUACUCCACGCUGGAAGAUUACACCUUUGUUGACAUGAUGCAGCAGAAGGGAAAUUUCGGUUACGGCGUGUCUGAGGAGCUAGGGGCAAGCAUCCUGGAGCUGCCGUACACUGGGGAGGCCGUGUCCAUGUACAUCCUGCUGCCGCCCUUCCUGGCAGGCGAGGGGGGCUUCUCCGCCAUGGUGGGGCGCCUGACUGGGGCCGCCCUGCACCGCGCCAUUGACAGCACCUGGCGGACGCAGCUGGAAGUCAAGAUUCCCAAGUUUAAGCUGGAGGAGUCAAUUGGAGAUGAGCUGAUGGGGGCUCUGUCCAGGAUGGGAGUGACUGACCUGUUUGACUCAAGCCGCGCCAACAUGACCACGUUCAGUGACACCGAGAUGCUAAGCGUGGGCGGAAGCGUGCACCGUGCAUUGGUGGAGGUGAGUGAGGAGGGCACGGAGGCAGCAGCAGCGACAGCCCUUAUAAGUUGGAGAAUCGCACGUCCAGUCAGUCCCACCAUUUUUGAGUGCAACCAUCCCUUCUUGUUCUUAAUUUAUGACAACCUGACUCACAAUAUUCUCUUCCUGGGAGCUUACAAGAACCCCAGAGCCGCUAAGGGAGGGAAGGAAAGUGUGUGAGUGUGUUUUUUGUGGGGGAAACUUCAAAAAAAAAAACUGGAACUUCUCCUUUAUUUACAAUGAUUCACAAUGUUCUCUUUCUGGGAACUUACAGGAAUCCCAGUCGCGCAGGGAGGCCGGGUGUGUGUGUGUGUGUGUGUGUGUGUGUGUGUGUGUGUGUGUGUGUGUGUGUGUGUGUUUGUGUGUUUGUGUGUGUGUGUUUUCUAGUUUAGUAAGUGAAAAAUAUUGGUUUUCUAGUGUUUUUUUUUGUUUUUUUUUUGUGUGUUUUUUUUUUAGUGCAUUUGAGUGUGUGUCUGUUUUUUUUUUAGUGUGUUUAAGUAAGUGUGUGUUUUGGUUGACUUCUGAGUGUGUCUGGGUGUUUGUGUGUGUGUUUGUGUGUGUUUUUGUGUGUGUGUGUGUGUGUCGGGAGUGUAGGUGGGUUUCUGGUGUUUAUGUGUGUGUUUGUGUGUGUUUGGUUAAUAAAUGUUUGUUUUCAUGGUGUUUUUUUGUCAAGAGAGAGAGAGAGAGAGAGAGAGAGAGAGAGAGAGAGAGAGAGAGAGAGAGAGAGAGAGAGAGA